AUGGGUAGAGAGAUGGUGGCUGAACUGAUAUAUAAAAUUGCCAAGUGUUGCACGCCACAAAAGGGAGACGCAAUUACCGGCUAUUUCAAGGAAGACAGUACGAUAACUGUCCAUCACGCCAAAUGUAGCGCAGUACAAGGCUUCCGACCGGAGCGGCUAUUGGCAAUCGCGUGGGAUGAGAUUCGGACAACUGAGAUGCCAACGGAUACCGUUGCCCUUCCACCUGAGUUUGCUGAACUUGAUGAGACCGAUUACUUUAUACUGAAGCACCAUCAAGAAUUGGGAAUGGACUACUCUAUUGUUGUUGCUGAAGCCUUGAGAAUUCCGCUUGAGGAGAUGCACCAGCGACAUCGCAAAUUGCGGGAUCUCGGGGGUUUGAAACGGGUUGAAGGGCGUAUCAUCCACUAUCGCAAGAAUAUCGUCAAGGGGAAAUGGAUUAAACACCGAAAUCAUACGUAUUAUGAACUGACACCUGAAGGCAGAACGUGGAUCCAGGCUUUUGAAAAUAAACAAACUGCGUCAGAAACGUAA
Messenger RNA from Geodia barretti, 531 nucleotides. Lineage: Eukaryota; Metazoa; Porifera; Demospongiae; Tetractinellida; Geodiidae. The record is from the annotation of a GenBank genome assembly.